GUCCUUUCGCAUCCCCGCUCUCCUUCCCCUCGCCUGCUCCUUUCUCACCCCCGCUCUCCUUCCCCUCUCCUGCUCCCCAUCCUGUCCCUCGUCUCCCGGCCCCUCUGGCCGGUCCCCCCCCGUCCCCUUCGGACGACUGCCAGGAGGCGGGAGCCGGAGCCCCAGCGGCAAUUCCAACCAGGACCUGCCUCCAUCCCCUUCUGACGCCUCUUGGGCUUUUCCCCCCCCCCCUUUCCUCCCCGACUUCAUUCGUCAACGCCGACUUCGGGGGGUGCUUUUUUUUUCUCUUUAUUCCCUGGGAGGAGCGGGGCUGGGAGUCAGGUGUGUGUCUGCUGGAAGUGGGGCAGGAGAUGUCCCGGGUUCUCCGGGGGAGGUAGCGAUGCCCCGGGGGCUCCGGAGGAUGCAGCUGCAGCGGCGUCAGGUGCAGGUGCAUCGUCUUCUUCAGCAGCAGGUGCAGGUGCAUCAUCUUCUGCAGGUGCAGGUGCCUCAUCUUCAUCAUCAGCAAGUGCAGGUGCCUCAUCUUCAUCAUCGGCAGGGGCAGCAGGAGGGAGCCGUCGGCCGUCCUCGCCGCUCGGGCGAGCCCUCCGGGACCAUGGGCAACUAAAAGCCGAGACGUAUUGGCCGCCCUCCCCCGGGCCGCAGCGGGGGAGGGGCCGGGCGCCGCUGAGCCUCAGAGGGAGUGAGGUUAGACUCCGCCGGGCCCGGGGAAAGUUGCAGCGGCGGCUCUCCCGCCCACCGACCCGCGCCCCUGCCUUCUGGCCGGGGGCGCCGCGCUCACCUUCCGCGCAGCGUUGCGCUCCUCCUGCGCAGGCGCCGGCCCGGGCUGGACCCGGAGGAGGAGGAGGAGGAGGAGGAGGAGGAAGAAGACGACGACGACGACAACGAGCCUCCCCCUCGUCCUCCCGCCCCCGACCAGCCCCUCGGGCCGCGAUGGGGAGCUGCGAGGUGCGGGGAUUGCUCCUGCAUCUGGGCUUGCUGUGGCUCCUCUGGACGGUCCUGCCGGCCGGGGGCAACCACCUCUCCAGCAACCAAGUUGUGAUGCUUGAUACUACAGCUGUGCUCGGAGAGUUAGGAUGGAAAACAUACCCAUUAAAUGGGUGGGAUGCCAUUACUGAAAUGGAUGAACACAAUCGACCCAUCCACACUUACCAGGUAUGUAACGUAAUGGAACCAAACCAAAACAACUGGCUUCGUACAAACUGGAUCUCCCGAGAUGCAGCACAGAAAAUAUAUGUGGAAAUGAAGUUUACCCUGAGGGACUGUAACAGCAUUCCGUGGGUCUUGGGAACUUGCAAAGAAACUUUUAACCUCUUCUACAUGGAAUCAGAUGAGUCCCAUGGAGUUAAAUUCAAGCCAAGUCAAUAUUCUAAAAUUGAUACUAUUGCAGCUGAUGAGAGUUUUACCCAGAUGGACUUGGGUGAUCGCAUCCUUAAACUCAACACUGAAGUCCGUGAGGUGGGGCCCAUAAACAGGAAAGGAUUUUACCUUGCUUUCCAGGACAUUGGAGCAUGCAUUGCUCUGGUCUCUGUCCGCGUUUUCUACAAAAAGUGCCCUUUCACUGUUCGUAACUUGGCUAUGUUUCCUGAUACUAUUCCAAGGGUUGAUUCUUCCUCUUUGGUGGAAGUGCGGGGUUCCUGCGUGAAGAGUGCUGAAGAACGGGACACUCCAAAACUCUAUUGUGGAGCCGAUGGAGAUUGGCUAGUCCCUCUUGGAAGGUGUAUCUGCAGUGUGGGAUAUGAGGAAGUGGAAGGUUCCUGUCAUGCUUGCAGACCAGGAUUCUAUAAAGCAUUUGCUGGGAACAUAAAGUGUUCCAAGUGUCCUCCACACAGUGUAACCUAUAUAGAAGCAACUUCUGUGUGUCACUGUGAAAAGGGUUACUUCCGAGCUGAAAAAGACCCACCUUCUAUGGCAUGUACCAGGCCACCUUCAGCUCCAAGAAAUGUGGUUUUUAACAUUAAUGAAACGGCUCUUAUUUUGCAAUGGAGCCCACCCAGUGACACAGGAGGGAGAAAAGAUCUCACUUACAGUGUAAUCUGUAAAAAAUGUGGAUUAGACACAAGUCAGUGUGAGAUCUGUGGAGGAGGUAUCCGUUUCAUCCCAAGGCAUACUGGCCUCACCAACUCCUCUGUGACUGUUCUUGACUUUGUGUCUCACGUGAACUACACCUUCGAAAUUGAAGCCAUGAAUGGAGUAUCUGAAUUGAGUUUUUCUCCCAAGCCUUACACAACUAUCACGGUGACCACAGAUCAAGAUGGUUUUUCUGCCGCCCCUGUGCAACUGACCUCACCCUCCUUGAUAGGUAUGGUAAGGAAGGACUGGGCCUCCCAAAAUAGCAUUGCUCUCUCAUGGCAAGAGCCUGACUUUACCAAUGGAGCCAUCCUGGACUACGAGAUCAAGUACUAUGAGAAAGUCUACCCACGGAUAGCGCCGGCAUUUUGGCACUACCUGCGGGUAGAAGAGCAUGAACAACUCAGCUAUUCUUCCACAAGAUCGAAGGCCCCCAGUGUUAUUAUCACUGGUCUUAAGCCAGCCACUAAAUAUAUAUUUCACAUCCGUGUGAGGACAGCAGCAGGAUACAGUGGCUACAGCCAAAAGUUUGAAUUUGAAACAGGAGAUGAAACUUCUGAUAUAGCAGCAGAACAGGGGCAGAUUCUGGUAAUAGCUACUGCUGCAGUGGGUGGUUUCACUCUUUUGGUCAUCCUCACUUUGUUCUUCUUAAUCACCGGGAGGUGCCAAUGGUACAUAAAGUCCAAAAUGAAGUCUGAAGAGAAAAGAAGAAAUAAUUUACAAAAUGGACAUUUACGUGUCCCAGGAACCAAAACUUACAUUGAUCCAGACACAUAUGAAGACCCAACUCUUGCAGUCCAUGAGUUUGCAAAGGAGAUAGAUCCUUCAAGGAUUCGCAUUGAGAGAGUUAUUGGGGCAGGUGAAUUUGGAGAAGUUUGCAGUGGGCGUUUGAAGACUCCAGGGAAAAGGGAAAUACCAGUGGCCAUCAAAACUUUAAAAGGUGGUCAUGUGGACAGACAACGAAAAGAUUUUCUGAGAGAAGCUAGUAUCAUGGGACAGUUUGACCAUCCUAACAUUAUUCGCCUCGAAGGAGUUGUCACAAAAAGAUCGUUUCCGUCCAUUGGGGUGGAGACGCUCUGUCCCAGCUUCCUGAGGGCAGGAUUUUUAAAUAGCAUCCCAGCCCCGCAUCCUGUGUCAGCAGGAGGAUCUCUGCCCACUAGGAUUCCGGCUGGCAAACCAGUUAUGAUUGUGGUGGAAUACAUGGAAAAUGGAUCCUUGGACUCUUUCCUGCGGAAACAUGAUGGCCACUUCACAGUUAUUCAGCUGGUUGGGAUGCUUCGAGGAAUUGCAUCAGGCAUGAAGUACCUCUCUGAUAUGGGUUAUGUACAUCGAGACUUAGCUGCCCGGAAUAUACUGGUUAACAGCAACUUAGUGUGCAAAGUCUCUGAUUUUGGUCUCUCCCGAGUGCUGGAAGAUGAUCCUGAAGCUGCUUAUACAACAACUGGGGGAAAAAUCCCCAUAAGGUGGACGGCACCAGAAGCUAUUUCAUAUAGGAAGUUCUCCUCAGCAAGCGAUGCCUGGAGCUAUGGAAUUGUUAUGUGGGAGGUGAUGUCAUAUGGAGAAAGACCUUAUUGGGAGAUGUCCAACCAAGAUGUUAUCCUGUCCAUUGAGGAAGGUUACAGACUGCCAGCUCCCAUGGGUUGUCCAGCCUCUCUCCACCAACUAAUGCUUCACUGCUGGCAGAAAGAGAGAAACCACAGGCCAAAAUUCACCGAUAUCGUCAGCUUCUUAGACAAACUGAUCCGCAAUCCCAGUACACUUCAUACUCUGGUGGAGGACAUACUUGUAAUACCAGAUUCACCUGGUGAAGUUCCUGACUACCCUUUGUUUGUAUCAGUCGGCGAUUGGUUGGAUUCGAUAAAAAUGGGCCAAUAUAAGAAUAACUUCAUGGCAGCAGGGUUCACAACUUUGGAUUUGAUUUCCAGAAUGAGCAUUGAUGAUAUUAGAAGAAUUGGUGUUGUACUCAUUGGACACCAGAGACGGAUAGUGAGCAGUAUACAGACUUUACGUUUACACAUGAUGCACAUACAGGAGAAAGGAUUUCAUGUAUGAAAGUACUAGGAACAAAUGUGUUUUGUGCCUCAGCAUUUCUAAAAUGGAAAACAUUUUCUCUCUCUCUUUCUUCUGAUUCUCCCAACUUCACAAACUGCAGUCUCCUGUUCAGACUAUGAAUGCACAUUUUAUGUCAAUGCUUCCAGCCUGGAUUUUCUAAUCAUACUGCGUAGCUCCUCCCUCAAAUCCUUGCCAGAAACACCUUGGCGCUCUGCAAGACUGUUGCUACUCACUGGUGAAAUAACUCAGCAUGGAUGUGUAACUUCAUAUAGGAGUAUUUGGGAAAUAUUCAUGGACUUCAAUGAAAGUAAUAGCCUAUUUGCCCAGGCGUGGCUUCCGUAUUGAUGUGUUUAGAGUUUGAUGGUAGAUCAAAGAAGUAAUUUACUUUUUUUUCCAUGUUUUGUGGUCAUGUAGUUUCCGAUUUGACAUAAAUAUUUACUUUAGAAUUAACUAAAACCAAGGUAUGGGUCCUAUUAUUAUGUUAUUAUGUAGUUUAACUGCUGGUAAUCUGAUGCCUGAUGAUGUUAGAAUUCCUUGCAGAAAUGACCAAUGAUUUCAAGUAGUGAAUUCUUGUUAUGUGUGGCAAUUUAAAAGGUGGGGAGAAAGAAUUAUGGUUUGAAAUUUUCUGUGGCCCUGAGUUUAGCUCUUUUGGCAUCAACACCCUCCAUUCUUAAUCUUUCAUGGUUUCCAUUAGUUCAGGAUUUUUUUUCUUAUUACCUUUUAUUAAGUACAUUACUAUACCACAUUGUGAAGCUUGCCUCUGGGAAAGCUGUGAAUUUAGGUCAUUUGCAGAUUCCAUGUAGUUAGUGAGAGAGGCUAAGGAAGCAUGUAAUUCUUAUAUUAACUUGAGUUUACUAAGGCUGUGUGCAUCCUCAGAAGCACAGGCGUUAUCAGCCUACCAAGAAAAAGAAUUAGAAUUUAUAAGUAAGGUAACAUUCUUAAAAUUUAGAACUUUCAUAAUCAUAUUGCGGUGCAAGGAAAUUGAUGCAAAUCUCUAGUAGACUUAUACUUAUGUAAUCUGUAAAUCCUAAAGCUUUAGUGUUUUAUCCCAAAAAAAGUUACAUGGACAUGCUGGGCUAUGUGUUCCCAAAUGUUGCAUGGAACAAGGGAUUUUAAAUUUCUGAUUACAUAUCCCAAAGACAUACAUGCACACAAACAUACAUAUAUAUGUUUACACGUGUAGACACACACACACAUAAUCAUGUGUAAAGUGGGCACAAGUCUUUGUGCAUAGUAGAGUAAUGAUUAAAAAGAACAUAUAACUAUUUUCAUAGCAUUUUCUAAACCCUUUUGAACAAGCAUCAAAAGGUAUAUUCAUUUCUCAGUGAAUUUAGCUCUGUCUAAUUGGCAAGGUAAGACUAUUAGUGGGCUAAGUUUGAGAUUAAAAAUAUUGUGUUCUCCAAAACUAGUAAGACUGCAGCUGGGAGAAAAUGAAAAAUCAGGAGAGAAUAUAACAGUCUAAGCCUUGUAACUGGAUUUAUAAAGAACAGCUCUCUUUUUUGGAAUAAGGAACAGAUUUUUGAAAGAUGCUGAUUUAACAAACCAACUUUAUUUGAUUUUAAGCAGACAAGUGCAUGACCCACUACUUCCAAUUUUUUUUCUUAAAUUGCAUUUGUGGUGGUGUUUUUGCAGCUACUGGUGCCUCACUUUCUUGGAGGAGAAUUGUAAAUAUUGUUUUGCCUUUCUUUAAGACUUUGUUGAUUACAUCAUUAGUCUAGAUUCCUCAA
Ornithorhynchus anatinus (platypus) is the source of this 5846-nucleotide messenger RNA. It is a transcript of the gene EPHA6, whose product is annotated as EPH receptor A6. The transcript is spliced from 20 exons. The coding region runs from base 931 to 4119 and encodes 1062 amino acids. Gene Ontology annotation, biological process: axon guidance; protein phosphorylation; cell surface receptor protein tyrosine kinase signaling pathway. Gene Ontology annotation, molecular function: transmembrane-ephrin receptor activity; protein binding; ATP binding. Gene Ontology annotation, cellular component: neuron projection; plasma membrane. Lineage: Eukaryota; Metazoa; Chordata; Mammalia; Monotremata; Ornithorhynchidae. The record is from RefSeq and is a predicted model, not a curated record.